ACUUUUGCCGAUGUGAAUCUUGGAAACUUGAAUUUGCCCGAUACCUGUCCCCUCAAGCCUUCAAUGGACUACUUUGCUUAUCAGGAUGCCAUGUUUAUACAAAAUAACGAGUAUAAUUGGGAAUGCGGAUUUUGUGGAAAGCGCUUUUACGAAGCUCAUUUCUUAGAAAAACACUUCGAAAACAGGCACAACGAAACCCUCGUUCUAAGAGAUCAUUCUUUUUGCCUUGCCGAUUUAUGUCCAAUCCUUCGUUGUGAUGCUGUUCGGCCGGUAGAAUUGGGUGAAUUGUCUCUGUUCUGGCGAGCUGCUCUCUGUCAAGAAAGGCAUUUUGAUAAUCUCCGUUCUCAGUGUCAGGCUCUCAUUCGGAGUUGCCCCGCAGGCAUCGACGCGCAGGUUGACCAGGAAUGGAAGGGUAACGUUAUGCUCAUUUGCUCCGCUCCAUAUCCUUUUAUUUGA
This is a messenger RNA of Dibothriocephalus latus, 456 nucleotides long. The record is from the annotation of a GenBank genome assembly. Lineage: Eukaryota; Metazoa; Platyhelminthes; Cestoda; Diphyllobothriidea; Diphyllobothriidae.